AUGUCCAACAAGGUUCACGUAGGAAGCACUGAGAUAGAGGAAGGUUUGAGAAAGACAAAGUGGAAAGUCCUAGAACCUUCCGAGAAGAUCAAGAAAAUUCCGAAGAGGCUUUGGCAUAUCGGAAAAGAAGAUCCAAGGAGGGUAAUACAUGCCCUUAAAGUAGGUCUUUCCUUGACACUUGUCUCUUUGUUAUAUCUCAUGGAGCCACUCUUCGAAGGCAUCGGAAGCAAUGCCAUUUGGGCCGUCAUGACCGUCGUCGUCGUCCUUGAGUUCUCUGCCGGUGCAACGUUGUGCAAAGGACUUAAUAGAGGAUUAGGAACACUCAUCGCAGGAUCUUUGGCAUUUUUCAUUGAGUUUGUAGCUAAUGAUUCCGGCAAAGUUCUCCGAGCUAUCUUCAUUGGCACCGCUGUUUUUAUCAUUGGAGCGGCUGCAACAUAUAUAAGAUUUAUACCGUAUAUAAAGAAGAAUUACGAUUACGGAGUUGUGAUAUUUCUCUUGACGUUCAAUCUCAUAACGGUUUCGAGCUAUCGAGUAGACAGUGUGAUAAACAUAGCACACGAUAGAUUCUACACUAUAGCCGCCGGUUGCGGAAUCUGUCUUUUCAUGAGCCUUAUGGUUUUUCCUAUUUGGUCCGGUGAAGAUCUCCACAAAACCACCGUCGGUAAACUCCAAGGCCUCUCUCGGUCUAUAGAAGCAUGUGUGAGUGAGUACUUUGAGGAGAAAGAGAAAGAAACAUCAGAUUCAAAAGACAGAAUCUAUGAAGGUUAUCAAGCUGUUUUGGAUUCUAAAUCCACUGAUGAAACACUUGCAUUAUAUGCAAAUUGGGAGCCAAGACACACGAGACGAUGUCAUAGGUUUCCAUGUCAACAAUAUGUUAAAGUUGGAGCUGUUCUUCGUCAGUUUGGUUAUACUGUUGUUGCUCUUCACGGUUGUUUACAAACUGAGAUUCAAACUCCUAGGUCCGUUCGCGCGCUUUUCAAAGAUCCUUGUGUAAGAUUAGCCGGAGAAGUCUGCAAGGCUUUGUCGGAACUCGCCGAUAGUAUCUCCAACCACCGUCACUGUUCACCGGAAAUUCUCUCCGAUCAUCUCCACGUGGCACUCCAAGAUCUUAAUUCCGCUAUCAAGUCUCAGCCUAAGCUCUUCCUUGGCUCCAAUCUCCAUCGUCAUAAACACCAAAACGGCAACGUUCAACACAGCAAUAACAAACAUCCACACGGUACCGUUUCGCAGCGAAACAACAAUAACAGUUUGAAAGAUCUAAACGCCGACGUUUCGCUUCAAAAUACCGAAACCGGUCCACGUAAAAUUACUUCGCGUCAAGGCCAAAGCGGUGCCGUUUCGCUCUCGAGCUUCAGAACCGACACGUCAGCUUUGAUGGAGUACCGGAGAUCGUUCAAGAACAAUAACAGCUCCGAGAUGUCGGCGGCGGGAGAGAGGAGGAUGUUACGACCGCAGCUUAGCAAAAUCGCGGUGCUGACGAGCCUCGAAUUCUCGGAGGCUUUGCCUUUCGCGGCGUUUGCGUCGUUGCUGGUGGAGAUGGUGGCGAGGCUUGAUAAUGUGAUCGAGGAAGUGGAGGAAUUGGGAAGGAUCGCGUGUUUCAAGGAGUACGAUAACACACGAGAUCCAACGGCUGAUGAUGCCCGAAGCGAGAAACCGGCGAAUGUUGUGAUCAGUGUAGGCUCCGCGGAAUGA
This is a messenger RNA of Microthlaspi erraticum, 1692 nucleotides long. Lineage: Eukaryota; Viridiplantae; Streptophyta; Magnoliopsida; Brassicales; Brassicaceae. The record is from the annotation of a GenBank genome assembly.